Messenger RNA from Apus apus (common swift), 1000 nucleotides. It is a transcript of the gene HOXA1, whose product is annotated as homeobox A1. The record is from RefSeq and is a predicted model, not a curated record. Gene Ontology annotation, cellular component: nucleus. Gene Ontology annotation, molecular function: RNA polymerase II cis-regulatory region sequence-specific DNA binding; DNA-binding transcription factor activity, RNA polymerase II-specific. NCBI's taxonomy places the organism in Eukaryota, Metazoa, Chordata, Aves, Apodiformes, Apodidae. The transcript is spliced from 2 exons. The coding region runs from base 22 to 993 and encodes 323 amino acids. Gene Ontology annotation, biological process: regulation of transcription by RNA polymerase II.
UGACAGAAGGACUCCACGAGGAUGAGCUCCUUCCUCGAGUACCCCGUCCUCGGAGGCGAGGCGGGGGGCUGCGCCGCCCGCGCCUACCACCCCGACCACGGGAUUACAACUUUCCAGCCCUGCGCCGUCAGCGCCAGCAGCUGCAGCGGGGAGGACCGCUUCCUCGCGGGCCGCGGGGUGCCCAUCAGCCCCCACCGCCACCACCACCAUCACCCCCCGGCCCAGCCCGCUGCUUAUCAGCACCACAGCGGCCUGGGGGUGUCCUACGCGCACCCCGGCUGCGGCCCGACUUACGGCGCGCAGGGCUUCGGACCGGCGUACGGCCCCUACCCCCUCGGGCAGGACGCGGAGCUGGGAGGCAGCUUCCCACCCUGCACCCCUGCCGUGUACUCGGGGAGCAUCUCCUCGUCCGCAGCCGCGCAGCAUCCUCACCAGGGCUACGCGGGGGGGCCCACUCAGUACGUGCCUCCCCCCUACGGGCAGGAGCAGCAGAGUCUGCCCCUGGGCACCUACAACCAUGCUCUGUCUCCCCUCCACGCCGGCCAUCGAGAAAACGCCCGCUCCCCCUCCGCCGAGACCUCGCCACCGGCGCAAACCUUCGACUGGAUGAAAGUGAAAAGAAACCCACCCAAAACAGGCAAGGCUGGUGAGUACGGCUUCGUGGGGCAACCCAACACCGUCAGAACUAACUUCACCACCAAGCAGCUCACCGAGCUGGAGAAGGAAUUUCAUUUCAACAAGUACCUGACCAGAGCCAGGCGAGUGGAAAUCGCCGCCUCCCUUCAGCUCAACGAGACGCAGGUGAAGAUCUGGUUCCAGAACCGUCGGAUGAAGCAAAAGAAACGGGAGAAAGAGGGGCUGCUGCCCAUCUCCCCCGCCACCCCCACGGGCUGCGAGGAGAAAGCGGAGGACUCCUCAGAGAAGUCCUGCUCGUCCCCCUGCAGCGCCUCGCCCGCCUCCUCCGCCUCGGACACCCUGCCUGCCACCAACUGAGGCCCGC